Arachis stenosperma is the source of this 6069-nucleotide messenger RNA. Its product is annotated as eukaryotic translation initiation factor 4G-like. Bases 590 to 5473 code for a protein of 1627 amino acids. Lineage: Eukaryota; Viridiplantae; Streptophyta; Magnoliopsida; Fabales; Fabaceae. The transcript has 11 exons. Gene Ontology annotation, cellular component: eukaryotic translation initiation factor 4F complex. The record is from RefSeq and is a predicted model, not a curated record. Gene Ontology annotation, molecular function: mRNA binding; translation initiation factor activity; protein binding.
CAAGACAAAUCAAAACUUCAAAAAUAAUUUGUUCAAAAGCUUAAAAUUAAAAAGAGACUUGAACAGAAGUUUGCAAUUGAAUCUUUAAGCGACAGCAAUGACAAGAAAAAAAUGUUUGGAGUUGAGGCAUGGGGUUGCACCAGCUGUGAGAAUUGAGAUUAGUGUCAGACACAGUGAAGAGACACUAAGGAUGUGAAACUUAAGGAGAAAUCAAUAAUAUUUCUAGAUUUAUUUUCCCAUAUCUUAAUUUGAUAUUUAAAUAUUAAAUUAACUAUUAACCAUGGUUGUUAUUUUAGAAACACAUAUGACUCAUAUCUUAUGUGUUUUAUUAUAAAUAGAUUAAAGUUUAUUUGCUGUUAGAACUCCCAAGAAUAUCUCGAGGGAUAAAGAGAAGAGUAUGAAUAGGUGUUACAAAAAUCAUGGCCCAUUCGAGUAGUGAUCUCCUGAAAAACCUACCUUCUUUUGACCCCCCCUUUCACUCAUGAGUUUGUUGCGGGAAAAAUUGAAAGAGGGAAAUUUUCUCUUUUUAUUUUCCAAUUAUCCCCCCAUUUUUGAAAACUGUAUUUGAGGAAUCAAAGGGUUUGGAUAUAUGUCCUUCAAUCAAUCAAAGACCAAUAGAAGCACAGCAGUGUACCGAAAAUCUGAGCGAUCCACCAGUUUCAAUCAGCAGCAAGGUUCCUCAUUUGCCUACGGCGGUGGCGGCAUUAAGCCAACGCCAUCGAUUCCCUCAUCUCCAUCACUCUCCUCUAACCAGAGGUUUAACAAGAAGUCUAGCGAUGCACAAGUUGGACAAUCUAGAGUAAACCCCACCCCACUGAAUGUAAUAGAGUCUAACAGUGGUUCUGCUGCUCGAAACAUACAGAAUGGUGCCCAUGUGCAACCUCAAUUGCAUGGAGCAUCUGAUGCUCCAGCUACUACCAAGCCAUGUGAAUCAUCUGCUGUACAAGGGAGUACUGUAACUAUUCCAAAAGUUCCAAGUUCUCAACUGCCCCCUGCAACUUCUGAUCCAAUUACUCCUGAAACUCCUACUAAGGGAGAUGCAUCAAAGUCAUUCCCUUUCCAAUUUGGAUCUAUUAAUCCUAGCAUUAUGAAUGGAAUGACAGGCCCUACUAGUAUAAGCUCAGCUCGUCCUAAUAUAGAUGAGCAGAAGCAGGAUCAGGCUUCAGUGCCAACAUCUCUUAUUCCAAAACAACAACUAUCACCAAGAAAAGAUGCAAGUGUCAUUGAGCAGUCUAUUGAUGGGGAAACUAAUAUACAAACUAAGGCAAAAAAGGAUCUUCGCGUGCCAACUGCAACCUCAGCAAACCAAAUGCAGAAUCCUUCUAUUAUUCCUAUAACUGGGAUUUCAAACUCAACACCAUAUCACCUGUCACGAGCAUCUUUACAGUUUGGUAGUUCUAAUCCACAUAUUCAAUCUCAGGGGUUGCCUACAACAUCUCUCCAGAUGCCUAUACAAAUGGCUUUGCCAAUUGGAAAUACUACACAAGUGCAACAGCCAAUUUUUAUUCCAAGUCUUCAACCUCGUCCAAUGCAACCUCAGGGGAUCAUGAAUCAAGGUCAAAACAUGACUUUUACUCCUCAAAUGGGGCAUCAGUUGUCACAUCAAUUAGGCAAUGUGGGUAUUAGUAUGAUUCAACAAUAUCCCCAACAACAUGGACAAAAAUAUCAACCUGGUCUUCGAAAAACAACUCAUGUGAAGAUCACUCACCCCGAGACUCAUGAAGAGUUGAGACUUGAUAAAAGAGCAAAUGCAUAUUCAGAUGGGUCAUCUAAUUCCAGGUCACAUCCUAAUAUCCCUUCCCAAUCCCAACCUGGUCAAUCUUUUGCAGCUUAUCCAAUGAAUUAUUAUUCCCCCAACUCUUAUAGUACUAAUUCUCUCUAUUACCAUCCUCCCAAUCCUCUCCCACUAACAAGUAGCCAAAAUACUGCUAAUUUGCAACCACAAAGAUUCAAUUAUCCAUUGAAUCAUGGUUCGCAACAUGUUGGUUUCUUGAAUUCAAUGCAACAUAGCUCUCUGUUUGCUAAUAAAACAGGUGCUUCUAUUCUUGGUAGUGUUGAACCCCCAAUUUUAGAAAAUUUUCAUGAUAUUCCUAAUUUAAUGUCAUUAACUGGAGCUGCUCCUGUGACAAUUAGACCAUGUGAUGCAUCUGAUGUUGUAGACACAUCAUUGUCCAAUUCUGGUAAUUCUGGCGUUCAAAACCGAGAACCCAAUAUUUCGGUAGCAUCAUGUGAUUCGGGCUCCCCUGCAUUACAAAAUGUAUCUGAAACUAGUCCAGAAAUUUCUUCACAGCAAUCAAAAUUAUUUGGUAACUCUUUUGUGCAACAAAAACAAUCACCUGGAUCUGUUUUCGUAUCUAUUGAGAAGCUUGCAGCCACUCCCUUGUCACAACCUUCAUCAGUAAUGACUGAAGAUCAUGCCUCACUUGUGUCUAGAAGGAAGGAAACUCUAACUAGGUCAAAUUCUUUGAAGGAAAAUCCAAAGAAACUAGAGAAGAGCGCCCAAUCACGUCAUCAGGCAGUUUCUAUUCAAUCUCCAUCAAUGGAUAAUGUUGCUUAUCAAGCUAUUGAUAAUGAUAUGCAGUCAGUUGAUAUUCUGGAGACAACCUCAAAUCAUGUCAAGAAUAGUUCAGAUACUUUUUGCAAUGACUCUCUGUCUUUUUUGACAUCUAGUGCCAACGAUAAACCAAUUUCAGAACCAAAUAAAGUAAAAGCUACAUCUAAAGGUAAUAAGAAAAGAAGAGAGAUUCUUCGAAAAGCUAAUGCUGCUGGGUCAACUUCUGAUCUUUAUAACGCAUACAAGGGACCAAAGGAAAAGAAAGAAACUGUUUUCAGUUCAGAAAGCACAAACAAUGCUUCUUCAUCUGAAAGUUUGAAGCAGGUAUCUACAGAUGCUGCUCACCUAGAUCUUAAAGUGAGUGAGAAAUGUCAAGAGAGUAAAGUUGAGCCUGAUGAUUGGGAGGAUGCUGCUGACAUGUGUACAUCAAAACUGGAAGUUGAUGACAAAUUUCAACUGAUUAGUGAUGUUAACAGAGGUGUAGCCAAGAGGUACUCUCGAGAUUUUCUUUUGAAAUUUGCAGAGCAGUGCACUGAUCUUCCUGAAGGUUUUCAGAUCACAGUUGACAUAGCUGAGGCUUUAAUGAGUUUUACUAUUGUAGAUAGGCCUAGUGGAAUGCCUUGGAUGGAUUAUUGUGGAACUGGUGUAAAUGAGGAAGAGAGGUGGAGUAAAUCUUCUAAUACUUUUCAUUCUGGAAGACGUGGUUUGGAUGUUGGUGGAGGUAAUGUAGGUUUUCGAUCUGGUCCAGGAAACAAUUUUGGUGCUUUAAGGAACUUCCGUGGAGAGACACCUAUUCAAUAUGCUGGAGCAGGGGUCCUUUAUGGACCAACGCAAUCCAUGGGAAUUCCAAGUGGAAUGCAAAGAAACAGUAAUGGAGAAAGGUGGCAGCGUUCUGUUAGCUUCCAGCACAAGGGGUUAAUUCAUUCUCGUACUCCUCAAACUCCUUUACAGACGAUGCACAAGGCUGAGAGGAAGUAUGAAGUGGGUAAAGUUUCGGAUAUAGAAGAGGCAAAACAGAGGCAGCUGAAAGCUAUCUUGAACAAAUUAACUCCUCAGAAUUUUGAGAGGCUCUUUGAACAGGUAAAAGUGGUUAAUAUUGACAAUGCUAUCACCCUUACUGGUGUCAUCUCACAAAUUUUUGAGAAGGCUUUGAUGGAGCCUACCUUUUGUGAAAUGUAUGCCAACUUCUGUUUACAUUUGGCUUCUGAGUUGCCUGAUUUCAGUGAGGACAAUGAAAAGAUAACUUUCAAAAGAUUAUUAUUAAACAAGUGUCAAGAGGAAUUUGAGAGAGGUGAAAGAGAGCAAGAAGAAGCAAAUAAGGCUGAUGAAGGUGAAGUUAAGCAAUCUGAUGAAGAAAGGGAAGAUAGAAGAGUCAAGGCAAGAAGACGCAUGCUAGGUAAUAUUAGAUUAAUUGGUGAGCUAUAUAAGAAGAGAAUGUUGACAGAGAGGAUAAUGCAUGAGUGCAUCAAGAAGUUACUUGGUCAAUAUCAGGAUCCUGAUGAAGAAGAUAUUGAAGCUUUGUGUAAGCUAAUGAGUACUAUUGGGGACAUGAUUGAUCAUCCCAAAGCCAAAAAACAUAUGGAUGCAUACUUCGAAAGGAUGAAACUAUUGUCAGACAACAUGAAUUUAUCAUCUAGGGUGAGGUUCAUGUUGAAGGAUGCAAUUGAUUUGAGGGAAAAUAAAUGGCAACAAAGGAGAAAAAUUGAAGGUCCAAAGAAGAUUGAGGAAGUGCAUAGAGAUGCAGUGCAAGAGAGGCAGGCCCAAGCUGGUAGGUUAGGUCGUGGUCCAAGCAACAACCAAACAUCAAGAAGAAACCCUGUGGACUUUCGUCCAAGAGGAUCUCUGGUGUCAUCUACAACUGCUCAAAUUGGAGUACCGCAUGGGUUACCUGGUCAAGUUCGUGGGCUUGGUUCUCAGGAUGCUUGUUCUGAAGAGAGGCAAUCUUUUGAGGCUAGGACCUUGUCUCCAAGAGCCUUGGGGGAUGAUUCUAUUACCUUGGGACCCCAGGGCAGUUUGGCUAGGGGAAUGUCCAUUAGAGGAUCAACUGCAAUUGUAAGUUCAUCGAUGCCUAAUGCAAUUCCUACCUCAGUAGACUCUUCCAAAGCAACUGGUGUUCUUAACGGUUAUGGGGAUUUAUCAGAGUGUGCACCAUACCUUACGGACAGGUUUUCAGGUCCAGCUGCUUAUGAUCAAUCAAGUGCUCUAGAGCAUAAUAUAGGCUUAGACAAAAAAGAUUUGAGUACUUCAUAUCGGGGACUUGACAACCUUGUUGCAACUUCACCAUCUGAUCAAUUGCAAGGGUCAAUAGUUUCUCAGGUUUCUUCUUCAGAAAAGGUUCGGUCAGAAGAACAACUCCGAGACAUGUCCAUGGCAGCAAUCAAAGAAUACUACAGUGCUAGAGAUGAGAAGGAAGUUGCUCUAUGUGUCAAAGAAUUAAACUCUCCAUGCUUCCAUCCUUCCAUGGUUUGUCUCUGGGUCACAGACUCAUUUGAGAGAAAAGACAAAGAACGAGACCUUUUGGCCGAAUUGCUAGUUCACCUUGUGAAAUCACAUGAUGGUAUCUUGAGUCAAGCACAGCUUAUCCAAGGGUUUGAGUCUGUUCUCAGUACAUUGGAGGAUGCUGUUAAUGAUGCUCCCAAAGCACCAGAGUUUCUUGGACGUCUUUUUGCGAAAGUUAUAAUAGAGUCUGUUUUCUCUUUGAAUGAGAUUGAGCGGUUAUUACGUGAUGGAGGGGAGGAACCAGGCAGCCUCUUAGAAACUGGACUUGCAGCUGAUGUUCUUGGAAGUACCUUAGAGGUAAUAAAAUUCGAGAAGGGGGACGCAAUUUUACGUGAUAUCUGUGUUGGCUCUAACUUGCAAUUGGAGACUUUCCGUCCACCAAAACCUACAACUUCAAUAAAGCUAGAGAGAUUUAUUUAGAGGACAGUGAUGCUCAUUGUAGCCUUUUUCAGGUACAGAAGGAAAAUUAUUAGCCUGGUGCUUUGGGGUUUCUAGAUUUGAAUAUAAUUUUAUUUUCUGGUAGAUGGGUGGAUAGAAUUUUAUGAGAUUCUUUCUUUUAAUAUGUUUCCUUCGAUCUUCAUGCAACUGUAAAAGGUUCAAUUGAUUUUAUUACAUUCUCAACGAGGAGCAUUAUUACAUCACCCUAUGUAAAAGGUUAUAUGUAAGAGCUUCACUAUGAGAAUCAAUUUUGGGGCUGAAAGCCGAAAGGAAGGUUAUACUUUCCAUUUUACGCCCCCAAUUUUUCAAUCAUUUUAUCACAUUUAUACUCAAUUUUAUUAGCAUUGAGAAAUUAUGCGUAAAUAAUUGUUAUUCAUAUUUGAUGAUUAUGGUACAUCAAAUCGCAGUGGUAGGUAUUAUUGAUGACCAAAAAAGGUUGAACAUAAGGGCACACUUAUAAAGUGAAGCAUUAGGUAAAGGUAAAUGUUAAUAGUGGAGUCCAAGUUUCUCUGAACUUUUUGCAAUACUUCAUAUACCAAACUCCCAAAAAAGGUAUAAUCUCAAUCAACACCCUCAAA